AAUGGAAUGGAAUGGAAUGGAAUGGAAUGGAAUGGAAUGGAAUGGAAUGAAUGGAGUAGAAUAUAAUGGAGUAGAAUAUCUGAAGAUCAUCUCCAGUGGAUAACACAUGAAAAUAUCAUCUUUUCUAUUCUAUUUUUUUUUUUGAAAAUCAUGUUAUUUGUUUAUUUUUAUCAGAAGGGCAGAAAUAAGGUACAUGUGGUAAAAUUUCAAUGACACUGACUCACAGGGUAUGUGCCCAGAAGUAAAAAAAAAAAAAAAAAAAAAAAAAGAAUAAUUUAUAUGCUGUCUGGAAUUAAUGCACCCUGUUGCAUAUGUUCACAACAGAGCUACUUGAGUUCAUACCCAUUACCCAACACCCUUUAUACUGUGCUAUGUGAAAUAGCAGAGACCACCACGCGGCAUAGUGGGGAUGCAUCCUGCCCUUGGAUGAGCCUUCAACACUGUGAGUGCUGUGACCACAGGAGUGCUGCUGGAAGCAGCAGCUCAGGGGCUCUUCCUACUGGGAAGCAAUGGUGCAAGAAUAUAUUAAAGAAGAAAUGGAAAAUUCAGGUAAGCAGGGUCUUUGGGGAAAGCUGACUGCUUUUGAGGCGCCCCAGUGCACCUUUGGUAAUUUAUGCUGUGGGUGUGGGGUAAAACUUAUAUCUGCCUGUCACACCAGGGGAUGCAAAAGGAUUCCAUUCUGGUGGCAGACAGAGCGAUGGAGCCCUUACAGCAGCUUCAGCGCCAGGAGCAGGGAGUGCACUUCUGAGAAGGAAGCAGAAUGCAACGGACCAGAAAGGGUGAUUUUCUGAAAGCGUUUGGGGCAGAUGUGUGCUGGAUGAUGUGAGGCUGAGUGUCUUUGCCAGCACUGGGAAAGCUGUGCACAUCCCUUGCAGGAUCCUCUGUCAGCACACAGCCGAUGAGUUUUUGUCUGUGCCUGGGCUCAUGGCAAUAGGGAGGAGGAGUGGAGAAUCUCUGCCGCACUGAGGCAAACUAAUGCAAUAAAAAGCGUGUAACACGUUUGAAAAAAGAGAAGGAAGAGGACAAUGGAUAUUCAAGAACAUCUCUAAGCCUGGUGCUGGUGUAACCUUACGUGAGUGCCAUCUGGCCGGGCUCAGAAGGAGCAGAGCACAGGUGGAAUUUAGAUCAAAGCAAGCUCUGAUUCCUCAUGCAGAGCAGGGAAACCCAGAUGCGAGCUCUGAUGGGCAUCUCUGAGAAGGAAUGACACAAAGAGCUGUGCGUGCGUUCACAGAUAAGCUGCAAAGAAAACAAGGGAAUCCGUGGGCCAACAGACCAGGGAAGGGUUUUCUUAACAGAAUGCUUAUUUCCUUGCAGAAGCAGGAGUCCUGCCACUAAGCAGUACUGGGAAUUAAGGUCCCUCUUGAAGGCACCACAGCGUGUUGGAAUUCUAAGCUUAAUUCUGAAUCCAAAUGUUGGAUGAAAGUUCCUUCUGGGGUAGACCCAGGAGGCACAGGAACCAUAGAAUCAUGGAUUCAUUUUGGUUGGAAAAAGAGGACGUGCAAGAAUGCAAUCAGCCAAACAAGGGAAAAGAAGGAUUCUCCACCCUUUGUGAAAAGCUAUAGAUCAUUUUAUGAGUAUAUGUGUGCAAAUAUGCAAUAGGGGAUCUCUUUCCCUGCUGGCUACGUAAUGCACUGAGGAAUCUGAGGCUGGGAUCAGGGGAAGACAGUGAUUUUUGUCUAUUCACUGAGAUUUUGAGAGAUAGAUACACCUUUAUCACAGAUAGCUAUCGUUAUGAAAGUGGUUAAUAAUUCAGAUUAGAAGGGGAGGUUUUCUUUUGAAACUGUAAGUUCAUGGAAUGGCAAAGAAGGAUGCUUAGGAUCCUUUGGAUCCACCUUAAUGUAUCUAAUCAUAUCACUAGAGAGUCAGAAAUCCACUUUGGCAGGGGGUCUUAACUGUUGAAUGCUACACUAAAGAAAGUGGCAGACAAAGGUGCAAUACUAUCAUAUUGACUUCUCCCCACAGAGAAGAACUGUAAUUUUUUCUGCCAGUAAGCACUGGCACCAGGAGCAUGGCAGGGGGAAACCACUCUGGCGUGACAGAGUUUGUCCUCUUGGGCUUCACCACUAUGCAGGAGCUGCUCUUUGUGGUUUUCUUCCUCAUCUACAUCACCACUCUGAUGGGGAACCUCGGGAUGAUCGUCCUCAUCAGGACCGACCCUCAUCUUCACACACCCAUGUACUUCUUCCUCAGCCACCUCUCAUUCCUGGACAUCUGCUACUCCUCAUCCAUAACUCCAAAGCUGCUGCUGGGCCUCCUCGCUGGGCAGAAAGUCAUUUCUUUCCAUGGUUGCCUCACGCAGCUCUUCUUCUAUUUAGUAUUCAUCACCACGGAAGCCUUCUUUCUGGCCAUCAUGGCAUAUGACCGCUGCGUGGCCAUCCACUGGCCUCUGCACUACUUGGUUGUCAUGUCCCACAGGGUCUGUGUGCAGCUGGUGGUGGGCUCCUACAUGGCCAGCAGCCUGAACGCCCUGGUGCACACCACAGCUCUCCUCCACCUGUCCUUCUGCGGGCCAAAUGUGCUGAGACAUUUCUACUGUGAAAUCCCACCCCUCCUGCAGCUCUCGUGCUCUGACACCUGGCUCAACCAGGUCUUGAUGCUCUCGUGUGCUGGCUUCAUCAUUGCCUCCUUAGUCUUGGCCAUCCUUGUCUCCUACACCUUCAUCCUGCUCACCAUCUGCAGCAUCCGCUCUGUGGAGGGCCGGCACAAAGCCUUCUUCACCUGCACCUCACACCUCACUGCCGUCACCCUCUUCUGUGGCUCUGCAGCUUUCUUGUACCUCCAUCCCCUCUCCAGUCAUGCAGAAGAGGAAAGGAAAACAGCCUCCAUCUUCUACACUGUGGUGACCCCCAUGAUCAACCCCUUCAUCUACAGCCUGAGGAACGCAGAGGUGAGGAAUGCCCUGAGCAGAGCCGUGAGGAAGGUCCCCUCCUGCGUCCACUGUCAUCACUCUCCCUCCAACCAAAUUCGAAGGGGUGCCACACAUCACAGCAGAUGGAGCAGAAGAAACACACUGGACACCUGAUGUAACGAGGGCAUGGCACACUCCUGCACGUUCCUUGAGAAGAAGAUAUUUCACCUUGGGCUGGGCAUUGUGUGGAUCAUGUUUUUCCAAGGGUUUUGUUCAUUGAAGAAUGAAUGACCUGUAAUUUUGAUUUUUGGUAGGAUGAAGUAUAGAAAGAAUAGCAGUAGUAGAAACUCUUCCACUGUUGGUGAAUCUUUCAAAGGAAAAGAUAUUAUGAGUACUGCACAUACCUGCACAGGGAGAUGAACUUAUAAUAAAUACCAACACAAUAAUGAUACAUUCUCUAUAUUAAUUAAAAAUAUGUCUCAGGGUAAAUUUUCACAAUGUUAUUUAAAAUGUUCUAAGUUGUUGACUAAGGUUAUGCUUUCCUUCAAUAAACCUGAUG
Molecule: messenger RNA, 3407 nt
Organism: Gallus gallus (chicken)
Lineage: Eukaryota; Metazoa; Chordata; Aves; Galliformes; Phasianidae
Product: olfactory receptor 1019-like
Exons: 1
Coding region: 2009-3022 (337 amino acids)
Biological process (GO): G protein-coupled receptor signaling pathway; sensory perception of smell
Cellular component (GO): membrane
Molecular function (GO): G protein-coupled receptor activity; odorant binding; olfactory receptor activity
Source: RefSeq, a predicted model, not a curated record